AUGACAGAGGUCGUCGUAUGUUACUAUGGUACAUGGGCAACGUAUAGAACCGGUGACGGUAAAUUUGAUGUUGGUCACAUCAAUACCGAUCUUUGCACACACAUUAUUUAUACGUUUGCUGGGAUCAAUAACCAAGGGAUUGUUGUUGCUUUGGACCCCGAAUUAGACUUACCUGACUCCGGAAAAGAUAACUACAGAAAGUUUAACGCUCUCAAGCAGUACAAGCCUAGCCUAAAAACCUUAUUAGCUAUCGGAGGGUAUAAUCAGGGAUCAGCCAAGUACUCUGUGAUGGCAGCAAGUUCCUCUUUACGAAAGAAUUUCAUUACGAGUGCUACUGAAAUGGCACUAAAGUAUGGCUUCGAUGGCAUCGACAUAGACUGGGAAUAUCCUAAUGGUCGCGACACUGUCUACGGGAGAGCUGACGUCGACAACUUCACUCAACUUCUGAAGGAGAUGAGGGCAGAGUUCGACAAACACGGUCUGUUGUUGAGUGCGGCGGUAGCUGCCGUGGGAAAGGUCGCAGCUUUGUACUACGAUAUACCAGCUUUUACACAGUACGUAGAUUAUGUGAACUUAAUGACAUACGAUAUGAAUGGUUCGUGGGACUCGGUUACCGGACACAACGCUCCUCCUCAAGGUGACGAAAAUGUUGCUAAACAGAACGUUUUCACUGUUGAUCUGUCCCUGGAGUAUUGGCUUCAGCAAGGUUGUCCUGCACACAAGUUGGUACUGGGUAUACCGCUAUAUGGACGCACCUUCCUACUGACGAAUGCUAAUAACAGCGGAGUACGUGCGCGAGCAAGUGGUCCUGGAAUCGCAGGCCCAUGGACCGCUACUAAUGGAUUCAUCGGGUACAAUGAAUUUUGCCUGAGGCAGAAAACGGAGUCUUGGAACUUACGUUAUGACAGCUCAGCCAAAGUUCCUUAUGCCGUUCAAGGUCGCAACUGGGUUUCCUAUGACGAUCCAAACUCCAUAGCCUCUAAAAUUGAACACGCUUUAAAAUAUAACCUAGCUGGAGCUAUGAUAUGGAGUAUAGAAACUGAUGAUUUCCGUGGGAAAUGCGCAGGAGACUUUCCUUUGCUCAGAGCUAUCAACCAAGCUCUGGGAAAGUAUUCUGCGACAACAACACCAGCAGCCAGUUCUACAACAACCACGUCAACUACAACUACUACUACUACUCCUAAGCCGAAUUCACCUUCACCAUCGGUUUGCCAAAGAGAAGGAUAUAACCCUAACCUUGCUAACUGCAACAGUUUCUAUGUAUGUACCAGAGGUGGAUUCGGGGGGCUUGUACCACACCUUUUCACCUGCCCAGCGAACCUUCAUUGGGACCAACAAAAUUCAGUAUGCAACUACUCUCAACAAGCAAAUUGUGAAAACUAA
Molecule: messenger RNA, 1383 nt
Organism: Pararge aegeria (speckled wood butterfly)
Lineage: Eukaryota; Metazoa; Arthropoda; Insecta; Lepidoptera; Nymphalidae
Product: chitinase-3-like protein 1
Biological process (GO): carbohydrate metabolic process; chitin catabolic process
Cellular component (GO): extracellular region
Molecular function (GO): chitin binding; chitinase activity
Source: RefSeq, a predicted model, not a curated record